Messenger RNA from Protopolystoma xenopodis, 279 nucleotides. The record is from the annotation of a GenBank genome assembly. Lineage: Eukaryota; Metazoa; Platyhelminthes; Monogenea; Polystomatidea; Polystomatidae.
AUGCACCUAAUUAUCACCUAUAAAAUGAUCCUAUUUGGAAUUCAGAUUGACCUUCAUAAAAUUGGGAACAAUGUGGAGCAAACUUACUGCGGAGAUCUUGUCAUCGGCCUGCGCUUCUCGCCUCUUAGCCCAGACGACAUCAAUUACAAGUCACAAUGGAAUACUAUGGCAAAUGAUCCUCUUGAUCAGUUGGGCUUUCUGGAAGUUUGGGUGAAGGAGGGUAAAAAUCUUCUAUCUCAAACUCAAGGUAGCAUCUUAAAUGUCUAUACCAAAAUGUGA